AUGUCUAACGCCAACGCCUUCCUCUCCGCCAUCGAGUCCCGCCGCACCUACUACCAAAUCACCCCCGAAUCUACCAUCCCCGACUCCCGCAUCCAGGAGAUCGUCUCCCACGCCGUGAAGCACGUCCCCUCCUCCUUCAACUCCCAGUCUUCCCGCGUCGUCGUCCUCCUCAAGGACGAGCACAAGAAAGUCUGGGACUUCACCAAGGAUGUCUUGAAGUCCAUUGUUCCCGAGGACCAGUUCCCUGCGACUGAGCAGAGGAUCAAUGGUUUCCAGAAUGGAUAUGGAACGAUCUUGUUCUUUGAGGAUCAGAUUCCUGUGCAGGAGUUGCAGAAGAACUUGCCUACCUACGCUGAUCGCUUCCCUACUUGGGCUCAGCACACCUCUGGUAUGCUCCAACUCACCAUUUGGACCGCCCUCGAGCAGGAAGGCCUCGGUGCCUCCCUCCAGCACUACAACCCCCUCAUCGACGAGAAGAUCAAGGGCGAGUGGGGUAUCCCCGAGCUCUGGUCCCUCGUUGCUCAGAUGCCCUUCGGUAAGCCCGGAGGUGAGCCUGGACCCAAGGAGUACCAGCCUGUGGAGGAGCGUGUCAAGGUUUUCGGAAACUAG
Messenger RNA from Saitoella complicata NRRL Y-17804, 609 nucleotides. RefSeq names its product Nitroreductase. The coding region runs from base 1 to 609 and encodes 202 amino acids. The record is from RefSeq and is a predicted model, not a curated record. NCBI's taxonomy places the organism in Eukaryota, Fungi, Ascomycota, Saitoellomycetes, Saitoellales, Saitoellaceae. Gene Ontology annotation, biological process: cellular response to oxidative stress. The transcript is spliced from 2 exons.